AUGGCAGAUGUCCCGAAAGGCGGCAGGAUCGUGCCUAUAAUCGCUCCUCGUCACAAUGAUCAUCCUGAAGGGAGCUUACAGGCGAUCAAUGACCCUAAGCACGAGAAGCCGCCGGAGCAGGGUCCCCAGGAAUCCCGCCGCCGGGGCCCUAAAAAUACACGCAGCAAGGCAGACACAGAAUGCUUGGAGCUUCCUAGUCUCACUCAGCUAGGGCUUUAUGCUCUUCCCACAGAGGGUGACGGCAACUGCCUCUACUACGCGCUAUCGGACCAAUUGUACGGGGACUUCAACCAUGCCGACCACAUCCGGACGCGCCUCGCAGAUCACAUCCAUGCCAACCGGGACUACUUCAUGAGCUUUAUAGCUGCCGCUGGUGGGGAGCGAAGAGCUCCUAGACGUGCGGCGGCUGAGGCUGCUCGAAACUCUUACUGCUCUUCCUCGUCCGCCAGCCCUGCCCCUCCGUCCACCAAAGAUAAAGAACGAAGUUUCGAUUCCCGAGUAGCAGAGUCGCGGAAGAAUGGCGUGUGGGGCGGAGCAGAGGAGAUACAGGCCUUUUGUCAGUCAUUCAAGAAGGAUGUGAACGUUUAUACUAUGUACGGAAUUCAGAACUUUCGCGACGUCCACGCUCCGGCGGACGAGGAAAGGGAAACCAUACACAUUGCCUUUCACGAUUUCCAUCACUACUCCUCUGUACGCCAUUGCGAAGGCCCUCAUACGGGCUUGCCGCGUAUCCCUAAAGCAGAACAAUCAGCACAAACCAGCACCGCACCUCCAGACGAAGGCGUGGUCAAUGUAGCUUCCCCGUGGAAAAUAUCAGCUAUCCAGGCAGGUCUCGGCGAUAAGUAUGACCGUGAAACUAUUGUUGAGGUACUCGAGCAGUGCCGAGGCAACAUAGACAAUGCAUUUCUGAACCUGCUUGGUGACGAUGUAAACACGCAACAACCCGAAGCCACCGCUUCCCGAGCAAUCAUGAAGUCGCGGUUUCAACCCUCUUCGCGCUCCUCAUCUCCCUUUAGCACUGGGAGCAAACGCUCAGCUGAUGAUACCGACGAAGAAGAAAACCCGCGGCCGGCUUCACGGCGCUCCCGAGUUCGCGAGCAAAAGCGUCGGAUCCUCCCAGAUGUUACAGUUGGGAUUGCAUUCCGAGAUGAUCAAAAUGACCUUGUCUCCUUGCGUCUUCGUGUGAGCCCCGAUAAGGCUGUUUCUAAGUCACCAGCCGAAACUGCUAGAGAGCUUACAGAAGCCAGCUCCACCGAAUCAUUUGAAGAAAGCUCAGCACUCGCGAAACAGGGUAGGAGAUUGAAGUCCAGGAACAAACAGACCGCAGAUAUCAGUGAAACCUCAAGCCAACAGAGUGAACCGAACACCAACGAGCAAAAACUACGCCGAAGUACACAUUAUACCAUCAUGGGGCGUUGA
Molecule: messenger RNA, 1419 nt
Organism: Aspergillus nidulans FGSC A4
Lineage: Eukaryota; Fungi; Ascomycota; Eurotiomycetes; Eurotiales; Aspergillaceae
Product: OTU domain-containing protein
Exons: 4
Coding region: 1-1419 (472 amino acids)
Source: RefSeq, a predicted model, not a curated record